Podarcis raffonei (Aeolian wall lizard) is the source of this 2573-nucleotide messenger RNA. RefSeq names its product potassium channel tetramerization domain containing 4 (gene KCTD4). Gene Ontology annotation, biological process: protein homooligomerization. Gene Ontology annotation, molecular function: protein binding. Lineage: Eukaryota; Metazoa; Chordata; Lepidosauria; Squamata; Lacertidae. Bases 194 to 940 code for a protein of 248 amino acids. The transcript has a single exon. The record is from RefSeq and is a predicted model, not a curated record.
UGCAUACAUAUAGCUUCUACGCCACCUGCUGAAAGGCUGUUGCCGACAAGCUCAUGCAAUGCUUCCAGCACUCCCAUUCUAUCAUUGUUCUAGAGCUGAAUAACGGUGCUUUUUGACAAAAUCUCCAUACAAAGCAAAAGGAGGACAAAGCAAGAAAGCCGUCUUAAAGAACGGAGCACAAAACCGGCGUGAAAUGGAGAGCAACAAAAAAUGCAACGACUCGGACGGCACCGAUCAAGGCAAGAAUUGUAAAAUGUCUCCAAUUACUCUCAACGUUGGCGGAUAUCUGUACGUUACGCAAAAGCAAACACUAACCAAGUAUCCAGAUUCUUUUUUGGAAAGAGUUGUCAAUGGAAAGGCUCUCUGUCCGUCUGAUGCAGAUGGCCAUUAUUUUAUAGACAGGGAUGGGCUGCUCUUUAGGCACGUUCUGAACUUCCUACGGAAUGGAGAAUUGCUUCUACCAGAGGGAUUUAAAGAAAACCAUCUUCUGGCACUAGAGGCAGAUUUUUUCCAGCUUAAAGUGUUAGCUGAUGCAGUGAAAAUAAGGUGGGAAAAGGAACAGCUUGCAGCCAGAGAAACUACCUUUCUGGAGAUAACAGACAGCCACGACCGUUCGCAGGGCCUUCGGAUUUUUUGCAAUGCUCCAGAUUUCAUAACAAAAAUAAAAUCGCGCAUUGUUUUGGUAUCCAAAAGCAGGCUGGAUGGCUUCCCAGAAGAGUUUUCAAUCUCUUCCAACAUUAUCCAGUUCAAAUACUUCAUAAAGUCAGAAAAUGGGACUCGGCUUGUUUUGAAGGAAGACAAUACUUUCGUGUGCACCUUGGAAACUCUUAAGUUUGAAGCUAUAAUGAUGGCACUGAAAUGUGGAUUUAGGUUGCUGACAAGCCUGGACUGUUCCAAAGGGUCAAUUGUUCACAGUGAUGCACUUCAUUUUAUCAAGUAAUUACUUCUUCUCUCAAUAGACAAAAGGCCACAAGCAUGCAGCCUGUAAAUCUAAUUAAACUUCAAGACAUCGCAAAAUGAUUUAUUCAACUCUGUACACCACAGAGCACUGCUGCUAAUGAAUAAAUGUGAGCUAAUGGUAUGUAAACUGUAACAUCCAUCUAUGAGUUCUUUGUGCCUAAAUUUAUUAAUAAAAGAGAUACUUACUAAACAUGAUUUUAAAAAUCAGACUGAAUGCUGAAGCAAUUUACAUCUCUGUCUCCUCUCUCCUGUCUCUUUACCACAGAAUCUAGCUAAAAUAUUAGUAUGUGCUUUUGUGGCUAAUAUGCAGUACAUCUUAUUUCACUCAAGAGUGAUAAAAGUGUUUUCUUUUCAACAUACACAGUUUUCUAACUAAAUACAUCCUGGUUUUCAGAUACCAAUUAAGUUUCAGUUUUUACUUGCUGGUUUAAAUGCAAGUCAUACUGAAUAAUUACAGAAGAUAUAUAAACAUGCCCACUCCAUUUCAAAAAGCUAUACAGGAGAUUUUAUCUUGUACUUCGAAAAUAUGGUUUACAUAAAGGAACCCAGUUUUGUUGUUUGUUGUAAAGAUUAUAUACUUUGCGAUGUAAGUGAUGAGUAAAAUGCAAUUAUGCUGUUUCUAUCUUGCUUACUAAUUUCACAUAGCUAUUGAACUAAAAAAAAUAUUCAAACUUCAUUUCCACAAAGGCUUGCUUUUUAGGAUCCUGUAUUGCAGGUCUUCCAUAUUAUCAGCAUGAAAACUUAAAUCAACAUAUCAACAUUGCAGUGGUUUGGUAGAAAACAUGUUCUGGCUAGAGGAGGAAAGAAAUGUAGGCAGGUGCUCUACAAAUUUUAAAUUCUGAACCAUAACUAGAAGCGUUAGUUAUGCCCAUCUUGACUAAAACAAUAAGCUGUACUUUAACUAUAUCAUGACAAAUCUUUGAACAAAAUAAGAUGAUGAUGACAAUUAUGUCUAGAGGUUUUUUUGCACUUCUACGAGUGAGAAAAUGACAUAUUGAACCCGGUGAUGUCACACAGAAUUUUGAUCUCCAGCAAGUUUAACACUAAGAGCUACUUAGUAUUUGUAGAGGCCUUUUCAAAGCUCUACACAUAUAUUAACUUGCUGCAAUAUUUCCAAAUAAUCAAAGCAUGCCAUAGUAUACAGAGUAUAUAGUGUGAGAGUAUGAGCAGAGUAUGAGAAAUAAUGGUUUGUCUAAAAGCUAAGCAGCAAGUGUAUGCAAGAGGAGAGGUUCAUACUGGGGACUUUCCAAUUUGUAGCUCAGUCUCUGAUCAAAAGAGAGGUGCAACACACCAGAUUGUCAAUAAUAAAGUUUUCAUUUAUCAACAAGGAUAUAGAAAUGUCAGCUCUUAUAACCUGCCAAUGCUUCCGAAGCGUAUGACCCAAAAUAAGCACACUACAACUACUUUUCAUGUGUUUGGAAUCACAAAAUAGAUAUAGUGGGUGCUUUGCAGAACAUAAAAUGGAUGUGGUCCCAGGUUGGUACGCAGUGAUCGGGACCCUGUUCCAGAGGAACAGCUAUCCGUCCGCAAAACAGGGCUCUGUCCUUACUUUACCAAUCAUCAGCUGCCAGCACGAAUCACAAAAGGCUUCUUAAACCCCCAGAAUUAUUAUU